Messenger RNA from Manis pentadactyla (Chinese pangolin), 1104 nucleotides. RefSeq names its product protease associated domain containing 1 (gene PRADC1). The coding region runs from base 120 to 686 and encodes 188 amino acids. The transcript is spliced from 5 exons. The record is from RefSeq and is a predicted model, not a curated record. NCBI's taxonomy places the organism in Eukaryota, Metazoa, Chordata, Mammalia, Pholidota, Manidae.
AACCAGCAGCGAGAACGGGUCUGGGGGCGGGAGGCCGGAGCAGCUGUCAGGCUGAAGUCUGGAGAGCAACGCGCGCCACCGCAGCUGUAAGAAGCGCGUAGCCGGGCCGGGCCCUGGAGAUGGUCCCCGGCGCCGCGGGCUGGUGUUGUCUCGUGCUCUGGCUUCCCGCGUGCGUCGUGGCUCACGGCUUACGCAUCCAUGAUUAUUUGUACUUCCAAGUACUGAGUCCUGGGGACAUUAGAUACAUCUUCACAGCCACACCUGCCAAGGACUUUGGUGGUAUCUUUCACACAAGGUAUGAGCAGAUUCACCUUGUCCCUGCAGAACCUUCAGAGGCCUGCGGGGAACUCAGCAACGGUUUCUUCAUCCAGGACCAGAUCGCUCUGGUGGAGAGGGGGGGCUGCUCCUUCCUCUCCAAGACCCGAGUGGUACAGGAGCAUGGCGGGCGGGCAGUGAUCAUCUCGGACAAUGCAGUUGACAAUGACAGCUUCUACGUGGAGAUGAUCCAGGACAGUACCCAGCGCACUGCUGACAUCCCUGCUCUCUUCCUGCUCGGCCGAGACGGCUACAUGAUCCGCCGCUCCCUGGAACAGCAUGGGCUGCCAUGGGCCAUCAUUUCCAUCCCAGUCAAUGUCACCAGCAUCCCCACCUUUGAGCUGCUGCAACCGCCUUGGACCUUCUGGUAGAAGAGUUUGGUCCCACAUUCCAGCCAUAAGCAACUCUGGGCUUGGAGGGGGAAUCCAGGAAUUCUGCUGUUUAGGUUUAAGGAUAGCAUUUGGGGACAGGUAGAAGAAAAAGGCCUGGGCCUUGGUUUUGCUAAAGAAAACCACACCACUGGCCUUCCCUUCCUCAGGGCCCCCAAAGGUGUCUCAUGCUAGGGGGCACAGGCAAUAGCCAGUCUCCAGGGCUUCUUGGUUAGAAUCUGGAACAAAAGGGGCUAAAGGUGGCCAUCUGUGAUCUGUCACACCCCAUCUGGCUCCAGCCUUCCUCACCCACGGUCUCCUCAGUGCCCUUCACAGCACUUGGUGAAGUGGUCUAAGGAGCUGGUGUUUGAGGACUUAAUAAACCCUCACUGACUUUUUAGCAAUAAAGCCUCUCAUCAGG